CAGUACUCACACCUUCAGGCAGGAGAGGGAAAGAGAAAAGCUGAAUAGUACAUACGAGAAAUCAGAUGCAGCUUGAAAAGAACAAACCUUGCCUGUAUCUUUUUUCCCUUUCUUGAGCGAAGAUAAAGGGAACACGCGAGAAAGAAGGGUACAGUGCCACUUAAUCGGUAGAAAAAUGAUGGUCUCUCUUUUGACAUUGCGACUUUCGCGUUCUAUCAUGCGUUCCAUGAUUAUCAUGUGAGAAAGAGAGAGUACCUUCUUCAUACACGUAUUUUCUACAAAUUUUACGGACGUCAACCUGCGUCAACCUCGUCUUGUUAUUUUCUAUUGCGUACUUUACUUGAGAAUGGAAGACGCAGAGUGUUUCUGAUGAGUAAACAGGAUUCAUCGGAAGACAUCGAGAAAUUUAAUACCCUUUGAUAAUAAGCAUUUUACAAGAUUUCUGUAACGCUCCAAAUGGAUGAGAAGCAGACAGAAAAUCCAAUCUCUAUUGACCGUUUAGACAAUACUAAUGUACCUGUGAUAACAGCUGACUUAGAGAUGCUUACCAUAGACACUAAUCCUCCGCCUACAGAAACUAAGAGGGUUCUUAGGAAAAGGAUGCCAAAGCCUGUUUCUACAGAAAUCCUUAAUCGAAGGUGUAGCCUCAGACCAAAAAAGAGGAGGAUCUCUGAAGUGGAGGCACAGGAAGAGACCAUCAAGGAGUAUUAUUUGGACAGAAACUUAAAUAAGAAGUCAAAUAAUCUCGAAACGAUAUACGAAGAAAACGACAAUGCAAGCGAUGAUACUGCGAUACGUAUGAGUGCAAAGAGAUUUAAGAGAAUGUUGAUGUUCUCCCCUACAGCUUCCAAGCUGAAGAAGAGACGCGCGAAGAUACAGAGAGUCUUCGGAUCUAAGAUCAGGUAUACGAGACGUGGUUCGAUGCAGGCUCUUGUAGAUAAGUUAAAUACUAUCAGAGAGAGCUCACCAAUGAAAAUCGAUAAUGAACUCAAAUGAUACCAGAUUCUUCCGUGACAUGUUUAAAUGUCAACGCCAUUUUUCUAAGAUCUCUGAAGGAUAAUACACACUACUUCAGGAUUUCGUGAACCGUUUGCUUCUAUAUUUCUUGCACAUGUGAGAAUAUAAAAAAGAUUGCGUUUGAAGCAUUCAAAAGGAAUCAAGAAAUCGUUUUGUAAUAAUAUUUAGAUGGAGAAAUCUGCAUUUUCAUCUAUUAUAAUGUUAUACCAUAUGGAAUUCUACAGGCAUUUUACUCGAUUCUCGCAACAUCGAUUUACAUGUUCUGAAAUACAUCAACACAAGCGUAUAAGGACCAUAAAUGAUGUGUGAACGUAUUUCUAUUUGAGCAUGUUUGAGAUUUCGCUUAUAUUAUUAAGAGCAAUAUACAUGUCAUAUUAUAAGGAGCAAUAAUGUAUCUUUUAGUCCUUUAGAGCUCCUACUUCCUCACUGCAGCUGUAAACUUGAAUUGUGGCAUAAAAAAAAGAAUAAUUUAACACUUAAAAAAGAAUUAGUAUCUGUUAUUUUUGAUUUUUUAUGUAAUUCAAUCUAGUAAUGAGGAGAUAGGAGCCUUCAAUAUAGUUCGUACCACAUAUUGCAUUUGUAAUUCAGGUUCAAUUCAAAAUUUAUAUAUAUAUAUAUAUA
This is a messenger RNA of Temnothorax curvispinosus, 1638 nucleotides long. RefSeq lists its product as uncharacterized. The transcript has 3 exons. NCBI's taxonomy places the organism in Eukaryota, Metazoa, Arthropoda, Insecta, Hymenoptera, Formicidae. Bases 457 to 996 code for a protein of 179 amino acids. The record is from RefSeq and is a predicted model, not a curated record.